Molecule: messenger RNA, 2557 nt
Organism: Salvelinus namaycush (lake trout)
Lineage: Eukaryota; Metazoa; Chordata; Actinopteri; Salmoniformes; Salmonidae
Product: PRELI domain containing protein 3B-like
Exons: 6
Coding region: 103-687 (194 amino acids)
Biological process (GO): phospholipid transport
Cellular component (GO): mitochondrial intermembrane space
Molecular function (GO): phosphatidic acid transfer activity
Source: RefSeq, a predicted model, not a curated record
GUGGGGGUUUGCGCUGGGUCUUUUCUAAACGUGGGCGGUUUUCCCAACAGUGUGACUGCAAUCACCGGCUGAUUCACUCCUAAGCUCCCCAUCUCACCGACAAUGAAGAUCUGGACAUCGGAACACAUUUUCAACCAUCCUUGGGAGACAGUCACCAAGGCUGCCAUGCAGAAGUACCCCAACCCCAUGAACCCCAGUGUGUUUGGGGUGGAUGUGUUGGACCGUAGUGUGGACACACGGGGACGCCUGCACAGCAACAGACUGCUGAGCGCUGAGUGGGGCCUGCCCUCCAUCGUCAAGUCGAUCAUUGGCAGAACACAGACGUGCACCUACAUCCAGGAACAUUCUGUAGUGGACCCCGUUGAAAAGACAUUCGAGCUUCAAUCUUCAAAUAUCACAUUCACUAACCUGGUGUCAGUGGAUGAGAAGCUUACAUACAGACCACAUCCUGAUGACGCAGAGAAGACGAUAUUGACUCAAGAAGCUCUCAUCUCAGUCAAAGGGGUUAGUCUGAGUAGCUACCUGGAGGGAGUUAUGGCUAGCACCAUCUCUGCAAACGCAGGCAAGGGUCGUGAGGCGAUGGAGUGGGUGAUCAGGAAGCUAAAUGCAGAGAUCGAGGAGCUGGCAGCCGCCGCCCGCGGCACCAUAAGGACUCCCAUGGCUGCUGCUAUGACUUCAGAGAAAUGAUACCUCUACGUUCCCAGCUUCCAGCCUGGGGACAUUGUUCUUCUCCUGCGUCAGAACAGACUCCACCUCCCUUUUAGACUGCUCUGAUUCUCAUCAACUGGUCUGAAGUCUAAGCCAGCCAGGAAUCAGAUCUACAAGUUUGAUUACAAUUCAAGUACUGUAUUUAUUGUUGUUAUUUAAGUACUAACUGAAAUGAAGGGAACAACGGUUAUCCUAAUAUAUAUUUUAAAACAUUUUAUAGGCGAGGACCAUAUCAAAUGCUGUGUCUGUUGGAGUAGAAUCUAAAUAUGCUCUGUACCCAAGUUUGAGACUAGAGCAGGUCAUGUUAUCAGCAUGCACUAGCACUAAGUAAUAGCCUCGGGGACGGUGUCAAAUAUAGAGGACGGUUCAGCGAGUAACAACUUGGUUCUGUACUGAUCUUGUUGGACCGUACUAGCCUGGUGCCAGAGUUGGCAAGAGAGCACAAACAGAUCUGGGACCAGGCUAAGACCAUAUCAGAGGUAAUUGAAUAAAUCCUGGGGAUGCAAUCACCUGUCCCUUUAACAGACCGAACAAGAACAGUUUCAACAUGCUGCAUUUGAUACCGUUUUCCCUGCGGAAAGCUGCACCUAAAUUAAGAAUGGUAAGGCGUGGUUGGGGUUUUUCAUACUUGACAUUGACACAUUUAUUGAGUGAAAUCACUGACAAGGCGGAGUCAAAUGUGACUGGAAAGAAUGAACAGAUAAGAAACGAAUGGUUGCAUGGGUCCUCACUGAAUGUUACUAAUGGAUUGUUCUUCGAUGCCUCAGAAGUCUGACCCUCUGCCAGCACAAAAUGUCUGUUCUCGGAGUGUAAUGACCCCAACAAUGAAUGCAUUUUGUAACGCACAUACUGUACAGAAGAGAGGGGUCGUGCAGAAGAGAGGGGUCGUGCAGAAGAGAGGGGUCGUGCAGAAGAGAGGGGUCGUGCUCCGGGCACUCCAGUAAUGUUCUGCAUUCUCUCCCAAGAGUCAAACUAAGUAUUUAAAUAAUAUAAAAUCACUGUUUUGGUUAAAUGUUAUGUACUGCUAUAGCAUCCAGUAUGUUAUGGAAAUGUCUGCUAUGUUUGACGUAUGGAGAGAAUAUAUUAUUUAUUUUAUAUAUAUAUAUAUAAAGAGAGAUGAAUGUGUUUUUAAUUUGGUUGUAAACAAUGGUACUUGUUGUCUGUGGUACUUACUGCCUGGGAUGUCCAGUAUAUAUAUUGUAGAUCAUAACAACGCUGAGGAGAUCAAAUGCCUCUGCUACCAACUGUCUAAGGGCCGGUUUCCCGUACACAGAUCAAGCUUAGCACUGGACUAUUGCUAUGGUGUUUAAAAUCCAGGACUAGGUGUAAUCUGUGCAAACCGGACCUGAAUGUUAUGUCUUUGGGUCUAUGGUGAAAACUUGUGUUGUCGAGGGCGAUACGGCAAGGAAAGAAAGAUGCUACAGUCAGUAGGUGUGAUGUAUGCAUUCCAAAAACCAUGCCGGUUUGCAUUCUCAAUACAAAUGUGUUAUGUUGCCAGUCAGUUCUAAUAUGCUUUAAAGUGGUAAUGUCAAAUAUUCUAGGUUUGUUAUUUGUCAAUGAAUGUUCUGUUCUGACAUGACCUGAUGUUAGAACAAAGGGACAUGUUGAUCGUUCUAAUCUUCAGACAUAUUAUGUGUAAGGAGUCAUUUAUGGGUGUUUUUUAUUUAUUUUACCCAUAGUUAGAAUAAAAUAUCUUAACUCUACACCUACACAACAAUACAACUUAGUUGGUGCUGAAGUCAUAAUGGAUUAAAAUGCUUCUGUAAACUCCCAAGUUCCAAACGGUCAAACAGAAAUGUAGACCAGGCAUGUUGGUUUACAUGAAAAAAAUAAAGUCCUCUGAAAUAUG